AUGGCUGCUGCUGUUGCCGCUGCCGCCGCUGCUGCUACGGCUGCCACCACGCCCACAGUCGCGCAGACACUGGCAGCCGGGUCAGCGUCCACCUCAACGCUUGUCGCCAGUAGUGCCAACGGCAGCAAUGGGUCGCAACCUCAACAAGCGCCUACUCAGUCGGUCUUUGCUCGCCUGUUUCAUGGACUCACUGGCGCGUACCUCCUCAACACAAGCAAGGAAACGCCGAUCGGCGGUUCCGGGGUUGGUUAUGUGGCCGUUGUGCUGUUAGCGCAAAAGCCGGUACCGUGGUAUGGAUUGCUAUCCGUGCAUUUCCCCCUUCAUCGAACAAAGCCAAAUGCCGACAUUCCAUGGCUCGGCAAAGUGGACAACUUGAUUCCGUUCCAUUCUCUCACACCCGUCCAGCAGCAAAGGUACAUUUCGCUCGCAUCAAGCGCCAGCGUGGCAAGACGAGCCGGUUUGGGUGAGGAAUUUCGCGAAACGCACCUGUACAUUCCUCCAGCAUCCGAGGUCGAGCCACCAAGCUACGCUUCCUUCUCGACGUCCAGCUCGACCUUCACCAAUCCAGUGAGCUACCUCAGCAGCACUAGCGAUUCUAUCCGAGUCGAGUACAGCAAAAUAGCAACCUUUAUUCGCAGCAUUGGCCGCAAGCAAUGCGACUUCUUGCCCGAGCUACAAAACUGGCAUAACUUGGCGGUUGCGCUGGCUUGUCCAUCUCUCGUUGAGGUUGUCAUUACUCUGCUCGCCAAUCGCAAAAAACAAAUCAUCGAGCAAGAAGAUGGCGGGACAGAUCCCAAUGCCAUGAAAUUGAUAGCAACGGCUGUAGAAUCCUGCCAAGCCAUCUUGGCGCGAAUCCCUGAAACGUCCAGUCUCGCUCCCCUCCCGUUGGCUGUGGGGAAUGAUGCCAACGAGUCUCUGUCACGAAAGGCGCUGCCCCGUUCAAAGCGCACCAUGGAGGACGACGAAGAGGACUAUGACGAACGAACCGAGCGCGAUAAACUGCGCAUCAAACGCAUUCGAGUGCAGUCAUCCGCCCCUUCAUCCUCCAUGAGCACGCCUGCACUAGCCGUGCCACCGCAUUCUGUUCUCGCCGCAGCCGCAGCAACAACAGCAGCCAGAUUCGCAAGUGCCUCCACCGCAACUCCCGCCCCAACCGCUGCUGCAGCAGAUGCCGCCGCCGCAACUCAUCCAGCAGCUCCCACUCCAACCUCUUCAGCUCCCUUCACAACUACCACCAGCACAAUUUCAAACCGAGGGUGGGUACUUUGUGGCCAGUGUCUUGCCGAUGAAUCUCGGUGUUCCAGCAGCGAGUGCGCCGCCCAUGAUGCCCAUGGGGCCAAUGGCGUAUGGGCCCAUCCCGAUGGGACAUCCCGGCAUGAUGUACCCGAUGAUGCAGUACGGUAUGCCAGCGUAUGGCAUUCCUCCAAUGGCCCAUCCACAAACGAUGGUGCCGUACGAGCAAAUGCAAACAAUCAACCCGCAGAUGCAACCACCGAUGCAACAGCAGCAGCUGCAGCCGAUGGAUCCCAUGCAAGCAAUGUACAACCCUGGUCCAUCACCGCACAGCUCGUCCUAGUCGGGCUGUCGCC
Molecule: messenger RNA, 1589 nt
Organism: Capsaspora owczarzaki ATCC 30864
Lineage: Eukaryota; Filasterea; Ministeriida; Capsasporidae
Source: the annotation of a RefSeq genome assembly